GCGGGGCUGGUCGCGCGGCCCGGGUCCCUAGCGAGGGAUCCCGCCGCUCGCUCGGCCUUUCUCGGUCUCAGGCGUCCGCGGCCACCGGGGCCGGCAGCUGGGAAGGUGGGCGGCUUUCCGUGGGCGCCCCUCCCCGGGCAGGGAAGGGCUCUGCCUGCCCACAGUGGGAGCCCUGCCGCCGGCAGCCGCGGGAACGCCCGUCCGUGGAGUCGGUUGAGCCCCGGGGGCCACGUGCUCAUUAGGAGCCGCGCGUGGCGACAGUCUGCCCGGCCGCUGAGCAGGAGACUUGUGCUGGGGGGACGCGAGCUGUCAGCCUGAGUCCCUUUCCUCACAAGGGCCUGACGCAGCCGCCUACAGCGUGGACAGGGUGUGGGUGAGGGCUCCAGAAAUGAGAAGUUGGCCCCGAGCCGGGGAGAGAGGUGCCUGGGAGAUGACGUCUGGCUGGGUUCCUUUGGAUGCCUACUCGUUGACCAUGAAAGAGACAGACAGGGAAGCUGUAGCAACAGCGGUCCAGAGGGUGGCUGGGAUGCUCCAGCGCCCAGACCAGCUGGACAAAGUUGAGCAGUAUCGCAGGAGGGAGGCUCGGAAGAAGGCCUCUGUGGAGGCCAGACUGAAGGCUGCGAUCCAGUCACAGUUGGACGGGGUGCGCACAGGCCUGAGCCAGCUCCACAAUGCACUGACUGAUGUCAAAGACAUCCAGCAGUCGCUGGCCGAUGUCAGCAAGGACUGGAGGCAGAGCAUCAACACAGUCGAGAGUCUCAAGGAUGUGAAGGAUGCUGUAGCGCAGCACAGCCAGCUGGCUGCAGCUGUGGAGAACCUCAAGAAUAUCUUCUCAGUGCCUGAGAUCGUGAGGGAGACCCAGGACCUGAUUGAGCAGGGGGCGCUGCUACAGGCCCACCGAAAGCUGAUGGACCUGGAGUGCUCCCGAGACGGGCUCAUGUGCGAGCAGUACCGCAUGGACAGUGGAAACACACGAGACAUGACCCUCAUCCAUGGCUACUUCAGCAGCACACAGGGUCUCUCUGAUGAGCUGGCCAAGCAGCUGUGGAUGGUGCUGCAGAGAUCACUGGUUACUGUCCGCCGGGACCCCACCUUGCUGGUCUCUGUGGUCAGGAUCAUCGAAAGGGAAGAAAAAAUUGACAGACGUAUACUUGACCGAAAAAAGCAAACUGGCUUUGUUCCUCCUGGGAGGCCCAAAAAUUGGAAAGAGAAGAUGUUCUCCAUCUUGGACAGGACUGUGACAACUAGAAUCGAGGGCACACAGGCAGACACCAGGGAGUCGGACAAGAUGUGGCUCGUGCGCCACCUGGAGAUCAUAAGGAAGUAUGUCCUGGAUGACCUUUUGGUCGCCAAGAACCUGAUGGUGCAGUGCUUCCCUCCCCACUAUGAGAUCUUUAAAAACCUCCUGAGAAUGUACCACCAGGCCCUGAGCACAAGGAUGCAGGAGCUGGCGUCAGAGGACCUCGAGGCCAGCGAGAUUGUGAGCCUCCUGACGUGGGUCUUGAACACCUACACCAGUGUGGAGAUGAUGGGGAACAUGGAGCUGGCCCCAGAAGUGGAUGUGCACUCCCUGGAGCCGUUACUUUCUCCGAACGUGGUCUCUGAGCUGCUCGACACAUACAUGUCAACGCUCACUUCCAACAUCAUUGCCUGGCUGCGGAAAGCACUAGAAACAGACAGAAAAGACUGGAGCAAAGAGACAGAGCCUGAGGCUGACCAAGAUGGGUACUACCAGACAACACUUCCUGCCAUUGUCUUCCAGAUGUUUGAACAGAAUCUUCAAGUUGCUGCUCAGAUAAAUGAAGAUUUGAAAACAAAAGUACUAGUUUUGUGUCUUCAGCAAAUGAAUUCUUUCCUGAGUAGAUACAAGGAUGAAGCCCAGCUGUACAAGGAGGAGCACCUGAAGAACCGGCAGCACCCACACUGCUAUGUCCAGUACAUGAUCGCCAUCAUCAACAACUGCCAGACCUUCAAAGAGUCCAUUGUCAGCCUGAAAAGGAAGUAUUUAAAGGGUGAAGUGGAGGAGGGUGUGUGUCUGAGCCAGCCAAGCAUGGAUGGGAUUCUAGACACCAUUGCCAAGGAAGGCUGUGGCAGCCUGCUGGAAGAAGUCUUCCUGGACCUGGAGCAACAUCUGAAUGAACUGAUGACAAAGAAGUGGCUGUUGGGGUCGAACGCUGUGGACAUCAUCUGUGUCACUGUGGAAGACUAUUUUAACGAUUUUGCCAAAAUCAAAAAGCCUUACAAAAAGAGGAUGACGGCCGAGGCGCAUCGGCGUGUGGUAGUGGAGUACCUGCGGGCUGUCAUGCAGAAGCGCAUCUCAUUCCGGAGUGCCGAGGAGCGCAAGGAGGGCGCUGAGAAGAUGGUCAGGGAGGCCGAGCAGCUCCGCUUCCUGUUCCGGAAGCUGGCUUCAGGGUUUGGCGAAGACGUGGAUGGUCACUGUGACACCAUCGUUGCUGUGGCUGAGGUUAUUAAGUUGACGGACCCUUCCCUGCUCUACCUGGAAGUCUCGACCCUGGUCAGCAAAUAUCCAGACAUCAGAGACGACCACAUUGGUGCACUGCUGGCCGUGCGAGGAGAUGCCAGCCGGGACAUGAAGCAGACCAUAAUUGAGACGCUGGAGCAGGGCCCUGCACAGGCAAACCCCAGCUACGUGCCCAUCUUCAGGGAGAUCACCGUGCCGAGUCUGAAUGUGGCCAAGCUCCUCAAGUAGCUGCAUUGUCCUGGCCUGUGCACGUCACUGUGGCUUCACCUCCUUACCCUCACACACAUUAAAACAAAACCUACUCCAGGCCACAUUUGGUGGUCAAGGUGACAUGUACCUGUCUGCUCUGGUGCCCAGAUGCACAUGACGUGAAGUGCUGGGGCGUGAUUUUGUUGUGGGUGUUCUACCCCAGGAACAUGCUCUGUGAGGACUCUUCUGCCAAUGAGACCCUCUUGUGGCUUGUGGUGGGAAGGUGUGGUGGGUGUCCCCUGGUUCUCCCGGGGUCUGGUCUCCCUGUGUGGGAAGGUGAGGUGGGCAUCCCUCAUUGUCCCCACGUGGAAAGGUUUUACCCUGGCCUUCCUGGAGGUGCUUGACUGGUUCCUCAGUCCUAUACAUAGGAAAAAUCAGCUGCUGGUCCCAGUUAGCCUGCCCAGUGGUCAGAGCCCGCAUGGGCAUGCCACCAGGUCAGGUGAGCCAGUCGUGUGGGAUGAGCAUGUCCUGAGUGCUGGUUUUGAUAAAGGCAUGUAUGAAAA
Molecule: messenger RNA, 3234 nt
Organism: Marmota monax (woodchuck)
Lineage: Eukaryota; Metazoa; Chordata; Mammalia; Rodentia; Sciuridae
Gene: Exoc3
Product: exocyst complex component 3
Exons: 13
Coding region: 389-2710 (773 amino acids)
Biological process (GO): exocytosis; exocyst localization
Cellular component (GO): exocyst
Molecular function (GO): SNARE binding
Source: RefSeq, a predicted model, not a curated record